AUGAGUAGAUUCGUUAUUCCUCCAGCCGAAAACAUGCCGUUACAUUGGGAAACACUGUCAUCUUAUGAUGUCUCUGAUUAUUUAAAGCUUAGGGAUUCUUUCCAAGAGAGAAUUAAAAAUAAGAAAAAAGGAGAGAGCCUGGAGUCAUUCUCAGCUAAUUUGAAAAAGAUAGAAGAAUAUAUUAAUAGAGGUGAAGGAGACAGACCAAAGAGGGCUAUGGUUUGCGGAAUUGUUUUUGGCCAAAACAAAAUUGCAAUUAAUAUUCAACAGCUUAAGAUAUUGUUAGGAAAAUGCAAAUCUUCAAUUAAUGGCUCCCUCCAGCAAUUAGGUUAUACUUUACUCCCUCAAAAAGUUUCUAUUGAUCAAGAUUUACUCGAUAAGAUGCCAUUUUACUUAAAUACAAAAGGAGAGUCCAAGAAAUGGACUAUCAGAGUAAAAAAAUCGAAUUCAAAUAACGCAAACUUAUCUUCAGAAAUUUCUCGUAAUAUUGUGCAUGAAGAUCAAACUGAAGGUAACGCUACAGAAAAUACAUCAGACUCAGUUCCACAUCCAAUUAAAUAUAGGUCAAAAAAUUCAGAAAUAAUUCCACUUGAUUUUUAA
Trichomonas vaginalis G3 is the source of this 600-nucleotide messenger RNA. Its product is annotated as transcription-initiator DNA-binding domain ibd family. The transcript has a single exon. The record is from RefSeq and is a predicted model, not a curated record. Bases 1 to 600 code for a protein of 199 amino acids. NCBI's taxonomy places the organism in Eukaryota, Parabasalia, Trichomonadida, Trichomonadidae.